Molecule: messenger RNA, 3341 nt
Organism: Hypoxylon trugodes
Lineage: Eukaryota; Fungi; Ascomycota; Sordariomycetes; Xylariales; Hypoxylaceae
Product: fungal-specific transcription factor domain-containing protein
Exons: 2
Coding region: 506-2659 (717 amino acids)
Biological process (GO): DNA-templated transcription; regulation of DNA-templated transcription
Molecular function (GO): DNA-binding transcription factor activity, RNA polymerase II-specific; zinc ion binding; DNA binding
Source: RefSeq, a predicted model, not a curated record
UUUUUUUCUCUUCCUUGGCUUAAGCUAACUAACUUGCUUCCCUCUUCCUCCGUUUUUCUUCUCUAUUUUUCUUGUUGUAGUGGUCGUGACUUGCUCCGACGACGAUCUCCUUUUCUACAUUUUCUACUCUCAUUCUAAACCAUCGUGACAUCAGUCAACUGUUGUACUUUCUUUAAGGGACCAAAUAGGCCGCCCACCCACAUCUUCGACCCCGGACGCCGAAUCCCCGCGUUUUUCCCAAUGAAUGUGAUCCCUCCGCCUUUCUCUCAGCGACGGGCCGAUUAAACAACGCUUGUCCAAUUGCUUCACUCCAGAUUCUCUCCGCAAAUACUGCCGCGUCCAGGUUUCGCUCUCCACACAAGCCCUGUGAAGAUUGGUUUCGCUGGAUUUGGAUAUAGUUCAAGAAGGGAACGUGUGACAUAUUGAAGCGGCGCAUUCGACUGCGUCUAGACUUUGGGAUUUCGAUUUCUUCAGUUUUGGUGACCGAGAGGAUAGGAAAUUCAACAUGUCGCAGGCCGUGAAAAGGGCUUGCGAUGCUUGCCAUCGUCGAAAAGUGAAGUGCGAUGGUAUUAACCCAUGCCGCAACUGUGCUUCGGCGCAGUUAACUUGCACAUAUAAUGCGAUUCCACAGAAGAAGGGUCCUAAGGGUUCGAGAGCGAAGGUUAUUAGCGAGUUGCGCGAAACACAGCGACAGACCAGUCUUUCCGCGAAGGUGCAAAGUCGAUUGAAUGGAAUCAGCAGCCCGCCAUGCAGUCCUACACUCUCGCCGACUCCUGGCCUGUUGGCUAGUGAGAUGGCUAAGGAAUGCAUCGAGUUUUUCUUCGCCAACAUGUACCCGAUCAUGCCUAUCCUACAGCAACAGCGACUCGAACAGCAAUCGAUGUAUCUAGACCAGAGCCUCGACACAUACUGCUUGAUCACUUCGCUGUGCGCGUGGAUGAUGUUCCAACCUGGAAUGAACGUACCCGGUGCCGACCCUCUCUUGGAUCGCUUACCUGGUGCUAGCAUCACCUCCGGAAUGGUUUUGAUCGAAGAGACAGUUCGAGUUCGAAAGGGAUACGAGUUCCAAGAGUCGCCUACUCUGAACAGUUUAUGCACUAGCUAUUUCCUAUUCUGCUCUCACUAUGCUCUCGACAUGCACGACAAGGCAUGGUUUUACCUACGUGAGGCUACGACUCUAGCCCAUAUUAUUGGGAUGAACAAGGAAGAGACGUACUUGCAAUACGACAAUGUCGAGGCUUCGCGACGACGACGCCUUUACUGGCUUCUCUACGUUACUGAAAGGGCUUAUGCUCUUCAGCGUGGUCGACCUCUAACUCUUCAGGCUUCGAUCAACCUUCCGACGAUGACUGAUGACCCGACGGAUCCCCUAGCUCACCAGUUGAAUGGGUUCAUUCUGCUGGUCAGCUUGUUCAGGCCAUUCGACGACAUUUUCAUUACCUUGUGGAACAAAACUCGCAGCGAGUCUUCGCCCUCCUAUCUCAGUGCCCUUCAGAAGCAGCUUACGGAGAUGAUCCCGCCAUACAUGAAUGUUCAGGACACAGACCUGCGAGCGAAUCAGCAAUGGCUUAAGACCAUUACCUGGCAUAUCAGCAUGCAAAAUGGUUGUGUCCCUCAAGGCAACCAGGACCAGAUGCAAUUGCAAUAUCCCAUCGAUAUGUCCCGGGAUUUGAUGUCGAUGACAUCUCAAUUCUCAACCCAGAGCACUGAAUUACUCGGUGUACCUCUAGUUGCCAAGUUAUUGGAUAUCUCGACUGCGCUCAUUGAUGUUUUGUCGAUUAUGCCAUCUUCUGGCGAUCCAUUCAGUAUGGGUCCCCGAGAACAGCUCAACUCACUUCUGCAGCUUCUGUCCGUCCUUCGCAACGGCGAUCACCAUUUCCUCCCGCUUCUACUGAACAAGGUUCAUGACGUCUUACCUCGUCUCGCCAACCCCAUUCUUCAGCGGGCCCCAGAAAAUGCAUGCAUGCAGAACAUCGACAUUUUUGAUGGAUUCGGCAAUGCUGGUAUGGCUCAGCCCCCGAUGAUGGAUUUCAAGACCGAACCGUAUACCCCUGGUAGCAUGCAACACAUUCAGGAUAUCGGAACGGAUUCGAGCCACUCGAACAACGGCGACGAUAUGAAAUCACCAUUCCCUAUGGUCAGCUCUCCACCGAUCAUGUCUCCUGGUGUAGAGUACCAUGAGAGCAGUUUCAACUCAAUUCCCGAUAUCAUAAGCCCAAUUGGACAACAACCACAACAUUCACUGGGCCAACAAGGAUCAUUGAAUCCACCACAGACCCAUCAUCAACAUCCACACCACAGCCUUCCGUCGCAUGGUAUGGGCCAGAACCACAACAUAGGCAAUUCAAUGCAAACCGAUAUGCAUACGAAUCUUGGUCAUAGCUUAAACCAAGCGACCGGUUUGACAGGCAUGAGCCAACAACAGAGCUUACCUCAGAAUUCACAGUUCGGCAUGAUGAACAACAUAUUACAUCGGCAACCUCCACAAAGAGCAAAUAGUUUUAUCAUGCAUCCACAACAUCAGCACCAACCAUCUCAAAUACCAAGGACCGUCGGCGACUUCCAUGCAUUACAACGAGCGAAUUCAGAAAACGUUUCGAUGAAUACUCUCGGCCUUAGUCACAUGAACGCCGAGGUAGACUUUAGCGCGCUCAGGUAGUAACGCUUGCAAGAUCACUCAUGAUCCCGACCUUCCCUUCGAGACACAACAUUUAUCAUCCUCUAUUAUCAUCAUCAUUAUAUACCAUUGACCUUUACUCGCGCGGAGACAUAGCAUCCGUAUAGUCCCAUUCAGCAUAUUAGCCGGCGCGACUUGCGAGCGAAGAUUUUACACAUUAUAGCAAGACAAGACUUGGGCAUAUACCAUCGUCCAUUUUGAAUACCUAAGGUGUCCACCUAUACCUGGAAAAUGGGAGGGGCCUCGAUUUGAAGAUAGAGCUCCAAGCCAAGGAUAUCAAUUGGGGCGUUCAAAUCCAUUUUGUUCUAUUCUUGUUUCCAUUUCCACAGGGGAGUUUUUUUUGUGUUGUGUUGGCGUCCCGGGAUAAACCGGUGUUUGUGGAACAAAGAAAUGCGCGGUGUGUACAAGUAUAUUCACGCCGGUAUUCUUUUAUUAUUGUUAGCCUAUGGGAUGAGUAGGCUUGGCUACUCCUAUUGAGAGGAGGAUGAACGCAAGUGAUCAUGAUAAGAGGCGAGAUGAAUUAGAUAUAGGAUCCCGUAUUAUUACCCAGUUCCAAUGUAAGCGUGGAAUGUGCAGAGUUAGUGGUGGAUAGGGGCUAUGCAGGGUGUACAGGUAUCACCAUGUUAGGUAGAAUUAUAUUAAGAAUAAAGUAAAAUUAUACAAA